Molecule: messenger RNA, 1083 nt
Organism: Drosophila navojoa
Lineage: Eukaryota; Metazoa; Arthropoda; Insecta; Diptera; Drosophilidae
Source: RefSeq, a predicted model, not a curated record
ACGAAUAUAAGCAAAUAUAAAUAUACUAUAUUGCACAAAUGGAUAGACUAGCAGCUAGAUCAUCGAAAACGUCGGGCGUGCUGACCGGCUCCAAGUUCUAUGGCAACUGCGACGAGCUCGGCAUGCAGAACUAUGGCCUUUACGUCUACCCGGAUGGCACCAAGUACUUGGGACAGUUCCACAACAAUCGGUUUCAUGGCAACGGAACUAUCCAGCUGCCGCAUCCCUACUGUCUGUACUUCUCAGUGCUGCAUCAGCAUGGCAAGCUGUUGCACAUAUUCCGGAUUAGCUUCAGCGAUAUGCUGCAGGUGCAGUUCAAGAUAACGGAUCACGGCCUCAGCUUCAAGGACUGGAACUAUUGCACGGCGGAGGAUCGUCGCUUCAAUGAGGAGCGUUUGGAGGAUGCGAUGGGUCCGACGACUGACUCAGAGCCGCCGAAACGGCUGCAUCGCAACAUAUUCGAUCUGGGCUUUGGCGAGCUGAGCGACAAAGGCAUGCUGAAGAAUAUACCGCCACACAUAUCCGAAUCGCACAGCGUCUACUUGGGCUGUCGCAAGGUGCGCCGCUGGAUUCGCGAAAACUGUCGCCAUGGACCGCUCAAGGGCAAGCAUCUCAAGCAGGAGGUGCUGGCCAAGUUUGCACGCCAAAUUAUGCGUAACAAUUUAGAGAGCGCCCAGGAGCUAAGCUCCCAUCCGGUCCCAUCGAUGGUGAAGAAGACAGCGCACAAGUACAGAAUAUGUCGACGCUCGAGGAGUGCGGAUAGCUCUAACUCGGCCAAGGAGGUGCGCUUGCAUCUGGCCAACACCAGCAUGAGCUGCAGCUCCCUCAUGGAUCAUACGGUGAAGCAUGGGCCCCAAUACAAGCGGGUGUCCACAAGAAACUAUCCCAUUCGGCGCUCGAAAACGGAGGAGGACGUUUGCCGCUUGAACUAAUCACCAACCACUAAUCUUUGUUGGAACUUGUAUGUUGAUAUUUAUUCAUAUGCUGUACACGGCUAACCCAAAUUUCAUAGUGCCCAAGCUGAACAUCUUUUCAGGUCAAAGCCAUACGCCAAAUAUAUUGCAUUGCCUCGGGCGUAAACCA